Ziziphus jujuba (common jujube) is the source of this 855-nucleotide messenger RNA. Its product is annotated as chaperone protein dnaJ 15-like. The record is from RefSeq and is a predicted model, not a curated record. The transcript is spliced from 4 exons. NCBI's taxonomy places the organism in Eukaryota, Viridiplantae, Streptophyta, Magnoliopsida, Rosales, Rhamnaceae. Bases 191 to 451 code for a protein of 86 amino acids.
CAGACCUUAGGAGCCCUCUGUUUCCUUUCAUGAAUCGGCCGGAUUGUAAGCGUGGAGACUGCGCGUUUUGAAGGAGAUGGUGAAGAGGCGACUCAGAGAGAAAACUGCAGGAUUUUAGAGAGCCCUAGGAGAAGAAGCAGAAGCAACAGGCAUUUCUUGCUGAGAGAUAUGUAUGAUGAUAUGAUGCUGGAUGGAGUACAGCCAACUAGGGAUACAUUCCAUUCUGUCAUCAGUUAGUGGAAAGGUGGAUAAGCAAAAUGCUCAUUUCUUUGGUGUUACGAUCAACGAGCAACAAGCCGAGUGUGGUAUUGUAGAAAGAGUUACUUCAAAUGCACAAGGCAAAUUUAAGUUACUUUAUUUCGAGCAAGAUGUGAAUGGCGGUUAUGGUUUGGCCCUACAGGUACCAUAUCUUCUUUCCUAUUGUGUCUCCAAUCCAUUUUCCAUUUUAUAGUGCAUAUGGUUUUUGCAUUCUGAAAGCUGUCAUGGUUGUUUAAAAAAUUUGAAGCAUAGAUGGAGUCAACAGUGCCAAUGAUCAUAUACAAUUGGUAGAAAUGUUUUGUAAUAAUCUUGUCAUGUUAAACUUUCUGCUGUUAUAUCCUUCAAUUUCUAAGUACUAUGCGUCUCUAAUUUAUUUUCAAAGCAUAAAAUUGUGGCUGUGAAAUUGUGAUUUUGAAUAUCACACAUGGGUAGAACUUAAAAUUAGUAACCUACCUGUGAAUGUGACAAUGAUGCUCAACUUCUCUUUUCAAGUGAAUGUCAUUGCAUUGUUUCAAGUGGUCAAGUGGUAUUGGUGUGGCAUUUCAAUGUAUUUCUAUUCAGUCCUCUGAUCUCACGGUGGGGAUUCUGGUUAUGGUG